Molecule: messenger RNA, 3234 nt
Organism: Mesorhabditis belari
Lineage: Eukaryota; Metazoa; Nematoda; Chromadorea; Rhabditida; Rhabditidae
Source: the annotation of a GenBank genome assembly
AUGCCGUUUCGAAAAUAUCGAGCGGUGACCGCGUUCAGUAAAAAUGACACCCGUAUCUUCAAGCAAAUUUAUCAAGGACGACUCAAAUUGAAAGUACCAAUGUUUAAAACACCCGAAUCUAUAAAGGCUCUUGACGUUCAAAUUUUGGAUCCAAAUGAUGCAGAUUUUGUGCACAAACUGCGUUCAAGAGGGACCGAACUUUUGGAAGCUCCUAAAACAGUUGCAUCGGCUUCUUUCUUCAAAAAAUCUUUAGUUCAAGACCAUCCACUUUACCAAGCGAAGAAAGCCUACAUUUUUGAGGGAAUUGAACCGUUUUGCGAUGGUAUGUCUCAGGCUUCAACAUUGACGCAUUCAGUGCUUAUUGAGGGACUACCUUUGGACAUACAAACAAAAGCACAAAAAUUUGAUAUUUCUGAAGAAAAGGUUCGUGAUGCCAUUCUGCAUGCCGAGAAGUAUGAUCCGUCACUCGAUAAACUCCCUCGGCGACAUGAUCCCGUCAUAUUUUGGGUGACUCAUCCACGAGUUCAUGGAACACCUGUAGUGAAAAGAAACAACAUUUUACUUGACAACUUGCAUCGGCAUCUACUCUAUGCAAUGAUUACAAAAGGAACGGUUAGAGCCGAACAAUUCAAACUUGAUCGGGACGAGUUCCUUUCGGCUAAAGUUUCAUCAGGACGAUUUUCUUCUUCUCCACUUGUUAUCCGAUCACAACCCCAUCUCGCCAUUCAAACGACAAAUGCUACAGAGGCCUGGGCCAAAGGAGAAAAACUGAAGGAGAUUUUGAAACAACCCGUUCUCUCAUGUCAUCCAAUCGACCCAAUCAUCGAUCUCAAGCUUGACAAUAUCUACAACAAUGAACCGCUAUUACCGAGAAAAGAACAUAGUUUACAUUUAAAUACUUUAAUGUGGACUCGAGAACAAGAUCAGAAGUAUCCAUGGACUAAAGAACAAAACGCAGCCAACGCCAUAAUGCAAACUUUUGGUGCAGCAGUGGCCCAGGCAAGAAGAAUGAACCUGGAAGAAAAAGAUAUCGAGAAGCCGAUUUUGAUUAAAGGAGUGCAACUUGUCGAUGGGAAAUUGGAUCUUGUUGCCGUUCAACUAAACACAUUAGAUCUUCGACCGGAAAAUGCGCACAAGAAUGUCAUCUGGAUUGAGAAAGGUGUUCGCUUGUACCGCCCAAAACCUUUCUACGAGCAGCUGAAAACAGUCGAUGAGCUUGAUUUGGAGACGGAGACAAGUUUGCUGAUGUGUGACCAACUGCAGACUCGCAAGCAUAUUCGGUACUUGGUGCGACAUCUCAAUAUCUUUCCGAAUAAUUAUUCGUCUUUGGAUACCACAAAGAUUACGUUGUUCUACUUUGCUAUAUCAGGACUUGAUCUUCUUGGGGAGCUAGAUGCGUCGCUGAAAGAGGGGGGGCGAAAGAGAUGCAUCGAUUGGAUUUACUCAAUGCAGCUCACUUCUCAGUCAGCAAAUUACGGCUUGUGUGAUUCGGGAGUCAGGGGAUUUGGUGCGAUCGCUUUCGAUGAGAGACGAAGAGAGAAUCGGUGGAUUGUUCAACACAAUCUCUCCACAUUUUGGAAGCGCGAUGAAUUGGUCGGAGAGCGAAUCACUUUUCCAACCCCACUCGUUCCACCACGCUCGAUAUCCGCGAAAUGGAGACUGCCUGAGCAUUUCUUUUAUGAUCAAACAGAGGUUCAACUUAUUAAUCGAAAUCUCCUUGCUGCAAGACAAGUCCAGGAUGGAACCGCGCAAAUGUGGACUGUUAGCGAAAGAAGCAAUCAGAAAACAUUAGAAUUAUUCACGUUGAAUACAAAAAGAGAUUUUGUCACCUUGGAUCCUGAACAAGCAUCAACGUCAAGUGUUCUUCCAGCCGCAGCUCGACAGUUGAAAACGGCAACAGAUCGUAUGAAUGGGGAUUUGUGGAUAAGAACGAUGGCAUCUUUGUAUUUAAAGACGCGGGACGAUCAAUUCACACAAAUUUUUCGAGGUGCGAUCAGUACGUUUCACGAAAAUCCCUUUUUCGAAGAAGUCAUCAUUUGUGACGGACGCGAUUUUGUGUGGAUUGGACAACCGGGAAACUCUUUUACAAGGGUGAAAAAUACAUUCGGAACAGCGAGCAAGAAACUGGCAUCUACAAGUCAUCCACGAAUUCUCUUUUCGGCGGAUGAGCAUUCAUUGAGAUUAUUGGAUGUACGAAAUGAUAGUCCUCAAACAGCCGUACCUCUAUAUCAACUCGAUGAUUGGCAAAAGAUAACAUCACUUUCUUCGAAAGAUUUUCUAUCUCAAAUUGAUACUGCCGAAGAGCCGCAGCUGCUAUUUAACAAACCAAGGAUUCUUCAUGUAUUGCCGAUGCAGGCAUCUGAAAGAUUUUGCAUGCUUGUCACUACAAAACACCUGAUUGUCAUUGAUUCAAGGAUCCCAGGGCAGCCAAUAUUCACAUUUGGACAUGGUAUCGAGGGCUUAAUUCAUCAUAUUGAGACGUGCCCUCCUUGGAGGGAUCCCGUUGAAGGAGGGUCUACUCUCCAACCUCCAAAAGUGUGUCGUAUGCCCGGCGAUUUUCUACAUCUUGUCAGAGAGGAUAUUUCUGGAGAAUCGUAUCAACAUUUGUUCUCGCCUACUCGAUCAAUUGCCAUUGUUUCGGAAUAUGGUGAAUCUGAUAGUUGUAUCAUCCUUACGGCUCUUGACGAUGGAUCUCUUUGGAGUCAACGUCAAACUCAUCAGAAAACGAGCACCAAAGAAACGGAAAAACUUUUUUCCGCCUCGGUUAAACUUGUCAAGAAAUAUGUUCGGUCAAAUCGCUACCAACCAGAUCCAUCUUUUGCCGAUCUACCCGAUGAACUUUGUCCUAGCCGCAAAGAUUUAUUAAUGACAGUGCCGGUUGAUCAAGUAACUUCGAAGAAAAAGUUUCGAAAGCCUAAACAGCAUUACGACUUGGAUCAAGUUAUGCAAACUAUGGACAGGACGAAUUUGAAUUCUAGCGCCGAGAAAGAAGAAGUACGAUCGACAGAAACAAUUGCUUUGAUUGAUAAAGAAACAAAUGAGCAAAGAAUCAACACAAGAAUGACGCUUGAUAUUUUGCAGGGAGAGCCAAUUGCAUCGAUCAGUCAUCUCUUAUCAUGGGAAGAGUUUGAUGCACAAGGACUUCUUCAAUCCAACACCACAACUACUCGGCUUGCUCUACUCGACAUUCAAGAAGAAAACGAAGACGAAGAAAUGAUGGAUGAAUUGCGCCGC